CGCUCGGCGUGCUGAGCGAGACGGAGGCUGCGCUCCUGCUCGACGGCCGCAGAGUGCACAGGUUCCUCGCGAGGACACGACCGCACGGCUUGGAGUCUACGCGAGUAUAGUCGAGCGCGUGUGCAGGUUCGUUCAUGGUGACAGCCCCGGACACGGUAAUCCCGCCGCCAUCGGAGUCGGCCGCCGUGCGGGAGGGCAGCGAACCCGUUCCCCGCUACGUGCAUCCGCAGAAGUUCUGCCCAGAGACGGAGCGAGCUGCUGCAGCCGCUCACCUCAGCGAGCACGGAUUCGUCGUGUUCUCUCACGCUCUCACCGUGGCCGAAUGCGAGCACGCGCUAGACGGGCUGUGGGCCUGGCUAGAGGGGCUCGGCACAGGCGUCGAGCGGCGGCGGCCCGACACGUGGGACGACGAGCGCUGGCCUCGCUGCGUCGAGGGCGGCAUCCUGCCCUUCCACGGCAUCGGGUGCUCCGAAUUCAUGUGGCGCAUCCGGAGCAACGCCAACGUGCGCGCGGCCUUUGCCGCCGUGUGGGGCGUGACGUCGGACGACCUGAUCACCUCGCUCGACGGCGCGGCCGCGUUUCGGCCGUGGAGGCGGCGGCCGGAGCGGCGGACGCGCGGCGGUUGGCUGCACGUGGACCAGAACCCGGCGAGGCCAGAGUUCGAGUCGCCGGGGGAAGGGGGCGCAGUCCUCGCGGGCGGGGAGGAGGAGGAGGAGGAGGAGGACGAGCUGCUGCGCGCGGUCGCUUUUGUCUGCCUCGUCCCCCGCUCGCGCGCCUCGGAGGAGGUGAUUCGGAGGCGAAAGGCGGCGGUCCGGGCGCGCGUCACGACGGCGCACCGGCCAUAUGUCUUCCAGCCGACGCACGAGUACAGCGUGUACUGCGACGAGCAGAUGGCGCGGUACUCUGUGCCGCGCGACGAGCCGCUGCUAACACCGCUUGCGGCGCGGCUGGUUGGGUACAGCGAGGCCGAGAUUGCCGCCGGGGAGCACCUGCCAGCGGCACGGUCCGGAGAAGGGGUUUAAAAGGCAGCGGGGAGGGGGGCGGCAUAUGCGCGCGCGAGUAGUUCUCGACUUGCGGUGGCGGCGGUGACGAGGCGGCGCGCUAGGCGGCGCGAGAUCGCCCAGGUGCUGAGCGUGCGAAAGUUUAUUGCUCAGCUGGUUCGCCGCCUCCCUCGGGGUGCUGCGGACCUCCCUUCCAAAGAGCCUCUC
This is a messenger RNA of Emiliania huxleyi CCMP1516, 1208 nucleotides long. RefSeq lists its product as hypothetical. The coding region runs from base 135 to 1022 and encodes 295 amino acids. The record is from RefSeq and is a predicted model, not a curated record. NCBI's taxonomy places the organism in Eukaryota, Haptophyta, Isochrysidales, Noelaerhabdaceae. The transcript is spliced from 3 exons.